GCGAGAAGCGUGCUCUUUAUGCGAGCUACCGGAGCGAGCUGCUGACCAUCAACUCAGCGCAAGAGGUCUCGGUGAACGUCAGCUCCAAAAAUCCAGGGAGCGAAAUUGACGACCAAGAUCUUCUGCAAGAGAUCAAGAAUGAUGUCGAUAGAACUCGGCGGGACUUUGAAUAUUUCCGCCGCCCUGCCACGAAAGCAGCACUGGUGGCCCUGCUCUUCGUGUAUGCCAAGCUGAAUCCGGGCGUCCGGUACGUGCAAGGCAUGAAUGAGAUUGCCGCAGUCCUGCUUUACGUCAUGUCGGCCGAAACUGAUCCAGAGACAGAUGCAUUCUGGUGCUUCAGCGAGAUGAUGGCAGAGAUCAAGGAUGGCUUCAUGCAGGCCUUGGACCACAGCGGCGAAGGCGUGUAUGGCAUGGUGGAGGAGAUCUCACAGAUGCUCCGAAGCUAUGAUGCGCAGCUCGCAAGGCAUCUUGCUCGCGCGGAGUUGUCCCUGUUUGUGUUCGUGCUGCGAUGGUGCACGGUGCUCUUCGCUCAGGACGCAACGCUUCCUGAUGUCCUCCGGUUAUGGGACUCUUUCAUCGCGGACCCGAACAGAUACGGGUUUGUGGUGCAUGUGUGCGUUGCCGUCAUCCUUGGCAAGCGGGAAGAGCUGCUUGCAACAGACAAGCAGUUCGAGCUCGCCGAGGCGUGCCACGAGAUCUAA
Symbiodinium pilosum is the source of this 701-nucleotide messenger RNA. The record is from the annotation of a GenBank genome assembly. Lineage: Eukaryota; Dinophyceae; Suessiales; Symbiodiniaceae.